Armigeres subalbatus is the source of this 3744-nucleotide messenger RNA. RefSeq names its product probable DNA mismatch repair protein Msh6. Lineage: Eukaryota; Metazoa; Arthropoda; Insecta; Diptera; Culicidae. Gene Ontology annotation, cellular component: nucleus; MutSalpha complex. The record is from RefSeq and is a predicted model, not a curated record. Gene Ontology annotation, biological process: mismatch repair. Gene Ontology annotation, molecular function: ATP binding; mismatched DNA binding; ATP-dependent DNA damage sensor activity.
GAAAAUAACAGUGCCAUGUCCAAAAACAAAGAUAAAUUGAACAGUUCGAAUACUCUGUUCAAUUACUUUUCCAAAUCGCCAGCAACGCCAAUCAAACCGGCCUCCGCUUCCAAUCCCGGAACACCGGUAAGUAGUGCAGCAGUUUGCUUCAAAAGCGGACACCCCAAAGAGUGUAAAAAGGAGAAGGUCGCACCGUCGCCGGCGACAAAGGAAAAAGUUUUAAAUGAGUCCCGCGGAGAUACAGAUGAGGAUGAGAUUCAACCGAUGAAGAAGCGAAGGCGAAUUAUCGUGGAUCAGGAAGAUGAAGACGGAGACUCGGACAGCGAGAACCGUGUCAAGAAUGAUAAGACGCCCCCAAAGACGGAGCUGUUGUCCUCAUUCAAGCGGGUGGAAAAGGACGAUGCUUCAGAAUCACCGAUGCAGAAAAGGGUGAAAAUCGAGAAGUCGGAUUCCAGCGAAGGGCAGCAGGAUUUGGCGGAUCUGGGCGACGAGAAGGAUCUUACUGGCUCCGUAUUGGAUGAACCAACCGUGUGGGCUCAUCAGAAGCUGGACUUUAUAAAACCGGAGAAGAUCAAGGAUAUUCAGGGCAACAGACCGAGCAGCGAAAAGUAUGACUCCCGAACACUUUACGUGCCGGAAUCAUUUCUCAAUACGUUGACGCCGGCCAUGCGUCAAUGGUGGGAAUUAAAAUGUCGCCACAUGGAUUGUGUGCUUUUCUUCAAAGUAGGGAAGUUCUAUGAACUUUAUCAUAUGGAUGCCACUGUCGGGGUUGAAGAAUUGGGAUUUUCUUAUAUGAAGGGUGAAUUUGCUCACUCCGGAUUUCCGGAGCAAGCCUACGAGCGCAUGGCCACUUUGUUAGUCGAGAAAGGUUUCAAAGUGGCCAGGGUUGAGCAAACCGAAACACCGGAUAUGAUGCAGGAAAGAUGCAGAAAGAAUAAAUCCAACAGCAAGUACGACAAGGUGGUGAAGCGUGAGAUAUGCCAAGUUUCUUUGAAGGGGACAGAAGUAUUUGGCCAACAAGUGCAUUUGACACUGAACCAUCAACCAAAAUAUAUGCUUGCUAUUACGGAACGGAUCAAAGGUGAAGUUGGCAGCCGAUAUGGCGUUUGUUUCAUUGACACUUCCUUGGGAAUCUUCCAUGUUGGUGAGUUCGAAGAUGACACCCAAGGUUCUCGGCUACUCACACUCCUGUCCCAUUAUGCGCCGGUACUGGUUCUGCAAGAGAGGAAUGUGUUUUCGAGUGGGACACAACAAAUCUUUAAAACUGUUCUGGCAGGAAUCAGGAAGGAGGCUCUAACGAACGAGUCUCAAUUUUGGUCCGCUGAGAAAACGUUAAAAUACCUUGCAGAAAAUUUCUACGGUGGUUCUACUGAGGAACAGAAUUCAAAGUGGCCACUGGUGAUUCGUUCAUUGUUGGACAAAAACGCUCAGCUAGGAUUGACUCAUGAUAAUUACAAAUUAGCGUUGAAAGCUUUAGGAGGUUCCAUUUGGUAUCUGAAGCGGUGCCUAUUGGAUCAGCAAAUUAUAGCUCUGGCUAGUUUUGAGUUGUAUAUUCCCCCAGAUGAUGUAGAAAUUCGCAAGGAUUUAAAGAUUGUAAACACCAAUCGUUUCAUGGUACUGGAUUCCAUUACGUUGAACAAUCUCCGGAUCACUGGAGGGGAACAAUCACUGAUCAAUAAGAUGGAUCACUGUUGCACAAAGUUUGGCAAACGUCUCCUCCAUCAUUGGAUAUGUUCUCCUAGUUGUGAAAGGCAUGUGAUCGUCGAACGUCAGGAGGCAGUUUCAGAACUGUUGGACGAUGUUUCGCUACUGCAGUAUGUGCGACAAAUUCUCGGCGAACUACCAGAUCUCGAGCGGAUGCUGGCUCAAAUUCACACCUUUGGUAAUGCAGAUCGCGUUAAAAACCAUCCAGAUGGAAGAGCCAUCCUCUACGAAGAACAAACCUACGGAAAGAAGAAAAUCCAGGACUUUAUCAACACGUUAAGAGGAUUCAAAGCUCUGUGCAGCCUGCCAGAAUUGUUUAAAAAAGCCUCCUCGAAGCUUAUGAUACGAUUGACUCAGACAUCCGAACGGGGUGGAUCGUUCCCGGAAAUGGCGGAUAAGAUUCGUUUCUUCGAAGAAUCUUUUGAUCAUGAAGCAGCGCUCAAAACCGGGGUGAUUGCCCCAGGAGAAGGCUUGGACGCAGAGUACGAUGCUGUUGGGAAAGAAAUUAACGAUAUCCUAGAGGAACUGGAAGAGUACAAACGAAAGCAGGAAAAAUACUUCGGAUGUAAGAUAGUCUACUUCGGAACUGAUAAGAAACGCUUCCAGUUGGAAAUUCCAGAGAGCUCCGCCAAGAAGGCGAACAGUGGUUAUACGUUGGAAGCAGAAAAAGGCAAGAACGGCGUCAAGCGCUACCACACGGAUGAGACUCGCGACUUUCUGAAACGGAUGUUGCAAACCGAGGAUCAACGCAAGCUGUUUCUCAAAGAUUUAUCUCGAAGAAUUUUCGAAAGGUUCUCCAGCAGUUACGAAAUGUGGAAAGUCUGCAUCGACCUUACCGGAACAUUGGAUGUUCUAACUUCUUUGGCGGAGUACGCCCGGAGCGAAGGAAAUAUGUGCGUACCGGAAAUGUUGGAUGACGAUCAAGGACAGAUCUUCGACUUGGAAGAAGGGAUUCAUCCAUGCGUGAGCGAUUCGGAAAAUUAUAUUCCGAAUGGUGUGAACAUCGGUGGGGAAGGGGCUCCACUUGUGCUGCUGACGGGUCCUAAUAUGGGCGGCAAAAGUACUUUGAUGCGUCAGGUCGGCAUAUUGGCCAUCAUGGCACAAAUCGGUUCUCGUAUUCCCGCAGAAAGUUGCCGGAUGACUUUGAUCGAUCGCAUUUUCACCCGCUUGGGAGCCAACGAUGACAUUAUGGCAGGACAUAGCACUUUUCUUGUGGAGCUGAACGAGACGUCUACAAUUUUGAAGCACGCCACUCGCAAAAGUUUGGUACUGUUGGACGAGUUGGGACGAGGAACGGCCACCUACGAUGGAACGUCCAUCGCUGGAGCGGUGGUCAAUUACUUGGCGGAUCUGAAAUGCCGUUCGAUGUUUUCCACCCAUUACCAUAACUUGGUGGACAGCUUCACCAUGGACAGUCGCGUUCGGUUGGGUCACAUGGCUUGUAUGGUGGAAAAUGAAGACGAUGAAGAUCCAACCCAGGAAACGGUCACAUUCCUUUACAAAUAUGCGGAUGGAGCAUGUCCCAAGUCAUAUGGAUUCAAUGCCGCAAAAUUGGCUGGCAUGCCGGCCUGCAUUAUCAAGCGGGCUCAUGAGCUUUCUAAAACCAUGGAAGCCGAUGCGUUGAAGCGCAGAAUCUUUACCAAAUCACUUCUUCAAGCUGACCAUCAGGAUCUGAAAGAUCUCCUGCAUAAGCUGAAGGCAUGUCGGUUUUAAGAUGCUCUUAGCGGUAAGUACCGAAUGCCUACUCAUACUACCAAACCAAUAAAAAAAAUCCUGUUCCUGCGUACAAUACAUGAUCCAUGACAAAAAUCUAUAACUCUCGCAGUAUUACAUCCCAGUUUUGUUCUAAGAACCCGUAUACGACGUUAAGUUUUAUGUUGCUUCUGUAGAGUAAGUUCUAAUAAAUUCCCAUUGUUCAUCGGAAACCCAAUAUAAAUAGAGUAAAACGAAAGAAUGCCUAUUUUUGUCAUUAAUUUUCCGGGACUAGAACUGUUGUAAAAAAUCAACACAUUGAGUAAAAGUGAGAUAUUUUUUCAGUCA